AUGGCGCACGCCGGAAUCAACAUGAAACUGUUUGCGGCCGACGAGUCUGCCCCAAUCAAGAAAAGCCUUUCAUUCUUUGGCAUUCUUGCUGCUGGCUACAAUGUCAGCAACAGCUGGCUGGUUGUGGCAGCAACAAUGGUCGUUUCCCUCAUCUAUGGGCCCAUGAAUACCAUCUGGGGCUUGUGUACUACGACUUUAUUCUACGCCUGCAUUGGCCUGACAUUGGCCGAACUGGUCUCGGCAUACCCAACGACAGGCGGACAGUACCACUGGACAUCGAUCCUGGCACCAGCCUCCAUCAGUCGCCCGGCGAGCUAUUUCACCGGCUUCAUCAGCUGGUUUUCCUGGCUAACUCUUGCGGCAUCCGCGCAAGGGGCGCUCUCGUAUCUUGUCUACGCUUUGGCGUUCAGCAACAAUCCAAACUUUGUCCCUCAUCCAUGGAUGUCUUUUCUGCUUUACGAAGCCAUGACCUGUCUUUCGGUGUUGAUGAAUCUCUUUUUACAUAAGCUAUUGCCAAAGUACUACAUGUUCGGAUUUAUACUGAGUCUCCUCUCUUUCGUUGUCAUCACUGUGACAUGCUUCGCCACGGCCAAAGACAAGUCAUCGUCUUCUUUUGUCUGGCUUACUUCGAUCUCCGGCUAUGGUUGGCCGAAGGGUGUCGACUUCUUGAUUGCCCUGGCUUCGCCCGUUGUGGCAUUCUGCCCUCUCGACGGAGCCGUCCACCUGGUGGAAGAGGUGAAGCAGGCUCCGAAAGUAGUUCCCAGAACAAUCCUAGCAGCAUUGUCCACAUCGUUCCUGACAAGUAUUGUCUUCACUCUCUCGGCACUUUACUCUAUUUCCGACUUUGAUUCAGUCUUAUCUACCCCGUCCGGAUUCCUUCUCUGGGAGGUUUGGGCGCAAGCAACGGGAUCAACAGCCGCAACUACGGUCUUCACGUGCCUCAUUAUUGUCCUGCUACCUGUUGGCAGCAUCGCCUGCACUCAAGUCGACUCCAUGAUGACUUGGAGCUUGGGCUGUGAUAAGGCUUUGGCUUUCUCUAACAAGCUGGGUACCAUUAACAAAAGACUUCAGGCGCCGGUGUGGGCGCUUCUCCUCAACGGAUUCCUAAUGUUCUUGAUUGGAAUCUUGUAUCUUUUCUCGACUCUCGCAUUCAAUGCUAUCAUCGGGUCCGCCAUCAUUCUGCAGCAAAUCACCUUCGCGGUUCCCGCAAUUCUGCUCAUCUACCAUCGUCGCUCCCCGGAGGCACUUCCAACACACCGAGCGUUCCGCCUUCCAAACUGGUUGGGAUGGUUUGUCAAUGUGUCCACAGUCUUGUGCACCAUCUGCACAACCAUUUUCUUCUUGCUGCCUUCAACAAGCUAUGUUGAUUCCGAGACAAUGAACUAUGCCUGCGUCGUCGUCACUGGUGUCUUGCUUUUGGCGCUCGUGAAUUGGAUUGCCUUUGCACGAAAACAUUACCAUGGGCCGAGGUCCAUUACACUACAUCGUGAUUAA
This is a messenger RNA of Cladophialophora psammophila CBS 110553, 1494 nucleotides long. RefSeq lists its product as uncharacterized. Lineage: Eukaryota; Fungi; Ascomycota; Eurotiomycetes; Chaetothyriales; Herpotrichiellaceae. Gene Ontology annotation, cellular component: membrane. Gene Ontology annotation, biological process: transmembrane transport. Gene Ontology annotation, molecular function: transmembrane transporter activity. Bases 1 to 1494 code for a protein of 497 amino acids. The record is from RefSeq and is a predicted model, not a curated record. The transcript is spliced from 5 exons.